Messenger RNA from Paramisgurnus dabryanus, 7727 nucleotides. Its product is annotated as interferon-induced very large GTPase 1-like. The record is from RefSeq and is a predicted model, not a curated record. Lineage: Eukaryota; Metazoa; Chordata; Actinopteri; Cypriniformes; Cobitidae. Gene Ontology annotation, molecular function: GTP binding.
UCAAGGUCACUUGAAGAGGCAUCAGAUGAAAUUGGAGAUGAAAUGGCGUCAAGUUUGGAUGUUAGAGAUGGUUCAGAUGAUGUGAGGAUUGUCCUUCUAGGAAAAACUGGAGUCGGGAAAAGUGCAACAGGAAACACAAUCUUAGGGAGAAAAGCAUUUAAAUCAGCCGCAUCACAGUGGUCCAUUACUAAAGAGUGUCAGAGAGAAACAGCUGAAAUUAACAGCAGACGCAUCACUGUGAUUGAUACUCCAGAACUGUUUGAUACUGAACAUGAAGAGAUUCAGAGAGAAAUGACCAACUGUAUCUCAAUGACACUGCCAGGACCUCAUGUGUUUAUUAUUGUACUGAGUUUAGCUCAACGCUUCAAAAAAGAGGAGGACGAAUCAGUGAAGAUCAUUCAAGAGACUUUUGGUGAAAACUCUUUAAUGUACACCAUGAUACUCUUCACCAGACUAAAGGAGCUUAAAGAUGAAACCAUUGAAGAGUUUUUGGGAAACUCAAAAUCUGCUUUAAUGAACCUUGCUGAACAGUGUGGAAACAGAUAUCAUGUAUUUGAUAAUACUGAGACUGAAGAUAACACACAAGUUACUGAUUUACUGGAAAAAAUAGAUGUCAUGGUGACAACAAAUGGAGGGAGUUAUUACUCAUCUAAAAUAUUCAGAGAGAUGGAGCGAGAAAAACAUGAAAAAGAAAUGAAGAUACUGAUGGAGAAAAUUGAACAACUGAGUGAAGAGAAAGAAGAUGAGAUAAAGACAAUGAAGAAGAUGAUGGACGAAGAAAGACACAAUCACGAGAAAGAGAGGAAGAAAAUAGAAGCGGAAUCUAUAAAGACAGAAGAAAGAUGUAAAAGAGAAAUAAUAGAGCAAAAAAAACAGAUGAAAGAUGAGAUGAGAAGAGAACGAGAGACAUUAAAAAAUGAAAUAAAGGAAACAAACAAAGAAAAUAAAGAUCUCCAGAACAAAUAUAUGACACAAAUAGACAAACUGAUGAAUACAAUAGAGACUGAACGACAGAAUCAUGAGAGAGAGAGAAAGAGAAGAGAAGAUGAGUUUAGCGAGAGAGAAGAAAGAUAUAAAAGAGAAAUGAAGGAGCAGAUGGAGGUCAAAAUGAAAGGAGAACAAGAAAGAUAUGAAAUAGAGAAACAAGUUGAAAGACUGAGAAAGGAAGAAGAAGAUCAGAAAAGAAAAGAGAAAGAAGAAAUGAUGUUGGACCAGUUUGAGAAAAUAAAAAACGAAAAAGAGAGAACAGAAAGAGAAAGAGAUGAACAUCAGUUCAGAUAUAGCAAAGAGAUAGAGAGAAUGAAGACGAUGAUGGAGGAAGAAAAACAAAAUCAUGACAAAGAGAGAAAGAAAAAAGAAGAGGAUUUUCUAGAGAGAGAAGAAAGAUAUAAAAGAAAAAUGAAGGAGCAAGAGCGAGAGAUGCAAGAUGAGAUGAGAAGAGAAAGAGAAAGCUAUGAGAGAGAAAAACAAGAUGAAAAACUGAGAAAAGAAGAAGAGGAUCAGAAAAGAAAAGAAGAAAUGAUGUUGGACCAAUAUGAACAAAUAAAAAAAGAGAAAGAGAGGACAGAAAGAGAAAGAGAAGAUCUUCAAUUAAAACACAACACAGAGAUGGAGAGAAUGAAGUUGAUGAUGGAGGAAGAAAAACAGCAACAUCAGAGAGAGAGACAGAAAAGAGAAGAGGAGUUCCUGGAGAGAGAUAAAAGAUAUAAAAGAGAAAUGAAGGAGAUGGAAGAUGAGAUGAGAAGAGACCGGGAAAGAUAUGAGAGAGAAAAACAAGAUGAAAGACUGAGAAAAGAAGAAGAAAAUCAGAAAAGAAAAGAUAAAGAAGAAAUGAUGUUGGACCAAUAUGAAAAAAUAAAAAAAGAGAAAGAGAGGACAGAAAGAGAAAGAGAAGAUCUUCAAUUAAAACACAACACAGAGAUGGAGAGAAUGAUGAAGAUGAUGGAUGAAGAAAGACAAAAUCAUGAGAAAGAGAGAAAGAAAAAAGAAGAGGAUUUUAUAGAGAGAGAAGAAAGAUAUAAAAGAGAAAUUAAGGAUCAAAAGAAACAAAUGGAAGAUGAGAAGAAAAUAGAACAAGAAAGCUAUGAGAGAGAGAAAGAAGACGAAAAACUGAGAAAACAAGAACAAGAUCAGAAAAGAAAAGAGAAAGAAGAAAUGAUGUUGGACCAAUAUGAAAAAAUAAAAAAAGAGAAAGAGAGAACAGAAAAAGAAAAAGAAGAUCUUCAAUUAAAACACAACAAAGAGAUGGAGAGAAUGAAGAAGAUGAUAGAGGAAGAAAGAGAGAAACAUGAGCGAGAGAAGAAAGACAGAGAAGAAGAAUACAAAGAAAAGAUGGAAGAAAUCGAGACAAAAACACAGAAACAGAUGCAAGAUGAUGAAAGGAGGAGAGAGGAAGAAAAACAAAACUGGAGAGAAAAACAGAAGAUGCUUGAAGAAAAAAUCCAGAUUGAGAAACAUCUGAGAGAAGAAGAAAGAAAAAUUUAUGAAGAUAAAAUUCAUCUGAUUGAAAAACAGUGUGAAGAUAAACUAAUGAGAGUAAAAUCAGAAGAUUAUGAAGAAGACAGAAGAAGAGACUUAGAGAGAAUUAAAAUCUGCUGCUCUCAAACAGACUCAAGUCAUCUGAUAAUUGAACCAAAGAUCAGCAAACAUCUAGAAAAACUCUUCAGUAGAUUAAAUUUAACAAACAGACAUCAAGAUAAACUGAGAACAGAAGAUUUUCUAAAAAUCACAGAAUCUUCACUUCAGUCUGAGGAGCCACAGAAAGAAACUGAACUUGUGAACUCAUUCCUACAUAAACUGUUGAACAUGAACUACAGAGCAAGAGAAACUCACAUAAAACACAGAGAAGAUCAACAAACACCUGCAAACUACAACCCUGAAGUUGACUUUGAUAUUCAUGUGAUGGAUGUUCAGAUGGCUGUGUUUCAUUGUGCUGAUAGUUUCCUAAAGCAGCUGAUGGUCACUAAACUCUCACAGUGUCAGUUUGCUCUUCCUCUGCUUGUUCCUCAUCCAUUCACACAACAGAUUGAGUUUCCUCUCUGGACAUUCAGACAAAUCAACAAGAGCUGGAAGAUGAGAAAUAAUCACAAUGAGAUCAUCAGUAAAGUCCAGCCUGUGUACAAAUCAGAAACUCCAAUGGUGUCGUUCUUCAGGUUUGGCUCUUUGUCUUCAUCAAAGUCUCAGCUGAUAAACAGUUUGAUCAAUGAGAAACACAACACAUUCUUCCACAGAAACUGCUCAGGAAGCAGCAGAACCAGACUACUGAUGGAUGGAGUGGUGGAGGUCGCCUGGUACUGUCCAUCUGGAAGAAACACAGAUACAUUUACUGACUGUGUUGCCUUCUGUAAUCUUCAUGGUAAUGCAGGAGACAAUGAGAAACAAUAUGAGAUUUUAACCAGUAUGUCUUCAGUCAAUGUCCUCUUCUUAUCUGAUUUUGGACAGAAGAACCAGGAUAAGGGUUUGGUGAAGUCACUCUUCAGAUCUCCUCAGCCUCUUAUUUGUCUGCUUACAGACAAUGAUUGUGAUAAAACUAAACUGACAAAUGGAAAAUUCAUCUUUGGUCUUUUGAACAAAAAUCAAUCUGAUCUAUCUAAUGAGAUAAGAGAGACAAUCAGAUUGAGUUUGAAAGAUCACAUAAAGAUAUUUAAACUGGAAGAUGUGGCCAAACAAACAGGAAUUCAAGUAGAUGAGAAUAAUGAAGAGUGUCAAAGAGGAAAAGAGGCGGCGCUUCAGAUGAUGAGAUUACUGGAUGAUGAAGAUCCAUCAACAGUUAAAGAAUCAAAUCUGCCCUGUCAGGGGAAACUGUGGCACGACUGGUGUAAAAUAAACAAAGAGCUCCAUCAUUUAGUAGAAGAAAAUCUAGAAGAAGAUAAAAGUACCAAACUGAAACUGAUGAGAGAAAUAAGAGAAAAGCAAGUCGCACAAGAAUCAACAGAGUUUAUGAGGAUGUUUUUUGAAGCAUUUCGAUCACUGAUAACCAAUGAGAAGAAGUAUUUUCGGACAUGGACAAUAAAUCUGUUGGAUGACUUUACUUCUAAAAAGCUUUGUGAACUUUAUAAGGAGUAUGAUCUGAAAUGGAAUAAAGUCUCUGCUUUGAAACAAAUGGCAGAUAAACAAGACCAAUUCCAGAUUAAACAAACAGAGCUUGAGGAAAUAUCAGAACAAAUCAAUAAAACAACCUUUGGUUUGGAGGACAUUGUGAGAGAGAUCGGUCAGAUCUAUGAAUCAUGGUCAUCUGUAAAGAAAAAUGGUUUCUCUGAUCUCCCGAGUCUUGCAGCAGAGAUGAUGAUCUCUGGAUUUCCACUGGAGCUGAUGGAUGGAGAUGCUGCUCAUGUUCCUCUCAUCUGGAUUAAAGCUGUUUUAGAUCAAAUCAUCAAGAAACUGGGAGGAGAUCAGAGUGUUUUUGUGCUGUCAGUUUUAGGGAUUCAGAGCUCUGGUAAAUCCACUUUACUCAAUGCUAUGUUUGGUCUUCAGUUUUCUGUCAGUGCUGGUCGAUGCACCAGAGGAGCUUUCAUGCAGCUGAUCAGAGUAUCAGAGGAGAUGAAACAACAGCUGAAGUUUGAUUAUAUUCUGGUUGUUGAUACUGAGGGUCUACGUGCACCAGAACUGGAUGGAAGAUCAACAAGAAGUCAUGAUAAUGAAUUGGCCACAUUUGUUGUUGGUCUUGGAAAUCUGACAUUGAUCAACAUCUUUGGAGAAAACCCAUCUGAGAUGCAAGAUAUUCUCCAGAUUGUUGUCCAGGCCUUCAUGAGGAUGAAGGAGGUGAGACUGAAUCCCAGCUGUAUGUUUGUACAUCAGAACGUUUCAGACCUCACAGCUGGAGAUAAAAACUUGGAGGGAAGAAGACGACUGCAGGAGACACUGGAUGAGAUGACAAAACUUGCUGCUAAAGAAGAAGUCUGUGAUGCAGAAUAUUUCAGUGAUGUUAUUGCAUUUGAUGUACAGAAAGAUGUGAAAUAUUUUCCUCAGCUGUGGGAGGGAAGCCCACCAAUGGCGCCACCAAACCCAAACUACUGUGAGAAUGUUUUGGAUCUGAAAAAAUCUGUUUUAACACAUGCUUCAGAAUCAAAUGGCAUAAUGCUGUCACACCUAAGAGGACGUAUUGAAGAUCUCUGGGAGGCUUUGCUGAAUGAACAGUUUGUGUUCAGCUUCAGAAAUACUUUGGAAAUCACAACUUACAGGAGAAUAGAGACAGAAUACAGCAAGUGGAGCUGGAGUCUUCGAAGUGCAAUGUUGGACAUUGAAAACAAACUACACAACAGAAUAGAAAAUGAAGCAGUUCAUGAAGUUGAAGAUUCUGAUCUUCAAAGAGAACUUUAUGAAAAAAGUGAAGAAGUGAAAAAGUCAAUGUCUGAUUUCUUUGAGAAAGAUGAAGAUGAAGGAAUACUGAAUCAGUGGAAAGCUUCAUUUGAAAUAAAAAUCAAAGAGCUUCAGGAAAACAUUGUGAGGGAGACAAAGAAGAAAUUAAAUAAGGUUCUUCAGCAGCGAGACCUGAAGAAAAACAUUGAUGCUCAAAGGACACAACAUGAAAACAGUCUGUUUGAAAAGAGCAAAACACUUGCCAUGAAACUAAAAGACAAAGUAAAUGAUGAAAAUAUCAUUAAAAAAGAGUUUGAUUCCUUUUGGAAAGAGCAGAUGUAUAAAAUCAUUAGAGAGACUCCUCCAGUUAAAAACAUUGACAUAUUAAAUGAUGUAACAGAUCUCCUCAGAAACACAUCUGGAAGUCUCCCUGUAGACUAUAAGAAAAUAAGCAGUGAGUACAUUAAUAUGCUCUCUCUGCGAAGCUAUUCAGAUUAUGUACAGUUAAAGAAAUCCAGUGGAGUUAUGGGACCUAUAAAAAAUGCCUACAAAGGAGCUAAAGAGAUAUUUGGCUUUGUUGUUUUAUCUCCAGAGGAUGAAGUUCAGAUAAGAAGAUUAAUCAAUGAAAUUGCUGAUGACACAGAUCAAAUGAUUCAGUCAUAUAACAUUGCAAAGAUGGGCUAUAACAUCAGCUACAUUCAAGAACUCAUAGAUUACAUAAAGACAAAAAUAACAGAUCAUGAAGAAGAGCCAAAAGUGAAAUAUGUGUUCAAGAGAGAAUUCUUCAGGAAUUUGGUGGUUUGCAUUUGUCAGAGAGCAAACAAGACAUUCACUGAUCAACACAGAUUUUACAGAGAAGCAAAUGAUCCUGUUCUGUAUUCUAACCUGAAAAGAGAAGAGUACUACAAUAUUUUCCAGAAAUACUGUCAAGGAGCAACAUCAGCUGCCAUUACUGCUGAAUUUAUUUGUAAUAAACUUAAAGAGACCAUUGAGCAGUAUGUUUACAAAAAUACUGCCAGAGAUUUAGCAGAUGAAAUGAAGACAAACUGUGAAUCACUGAAUGGAAACAGAUCAAAUCUGGAGAAACACAUCCUGAAGACACUGGCAAAUAAAGAGGAUUUUACAGCAUACAUGAACUACAUUGAGAAUCCCAGAGAUUACUUUAAAGAUUUCAUCAGAGGUGAAGUCAGUCAGUACAUCACUAAAGGAUUUCAUGAUAGUGUUCAACCUAAAAUGGAGAAAAACAUUACACAGCUGGAGCAGAAGAUCAUACACGCAGCACAAGAGUCCACCAAACACAUUCAAGAGAUCAAUGGAGAUCUUCAUUCAUGGUUGACUCAUUUCACACAUCUGCUGUCUGAUGUUCUGGUUUUCUCUGUAAGUGAUCUCUCUGGAGUGAAUAUUAGUGAUGUUGAUAUCACUGUCCUAGAAGAUGUGAUAGUAAAAGAGAUUCCUUCUGUAAUAUCUGACAUCCUCAGUAGAUUUACUAAAGAAACACUCCUACUGAAGCUGGACAACACAGACAGACCUGAUGAGCUUCUGAUUGAUCAUUUCUGUCAGUGUUGUUGGGUUCAAUGUCCUUUCUGUGCUGCCAUCUGCACCAACACCAUAGAAAACCAUGAUGGAGAUCACAGUGUCCCUUUCCAUCGUAAUAUUGGACUGAAUGGGUGGCAUUAUAGAGGAACAACAAACCUAGCUAUCAACAUCUGUACAUCAGCAGUAGCCAGUGAUCGAUCAUUUUAUCCAGAUGCAUCAGAUGUUAAGUGUCUGUGGAAGGAAUACAGAAAAGGAGGUCCUAAAUAUGCUCAGUGGAGUAUCACCCCUGAUCUCUCUGAGCUGCCCUACUGGAAAUGGUUUGUGUGCAAAUUUCAGAAGAAUCUGGAAGAGUACUACAAGAAAACCUAUGAAGGGAGUCGAAAGAUUCCAGAUGAAUGGAGAAAAUACUCUAAAGAGGAUGCUAUUGAGAGUUUGGAUAAAUACAUUUAAUAAAACACACAAAUACUUGAGGAUCUUGAUACAUAAGACAGUUUGAAAUAAAUGUAUGUAAAAUGUACAAAAUUAAAUAUAGCCACAAAACACUUACAUGAAAUGAAAAUUAAAUGAAAUAAUUUCACUGAUCUAUACUUAAAGACAAGAGAUGUUAGAUGAGUAUUUCAGAGUAUAUGUUAAAAUAAUAUAACAAUUAAUAUGUAAAGAAAGUGUCUCAUGUUAUAGUACCAUAUUUUCAAAACAGUAAUGAAUAAAUCCAAAGAUAAAAAUUUUAAGCAAAAUGUUGUGAAUUCCAAUUAAAGUGCAGUGAUUACAAACUUCAAAGUGCUGUGUAGCAUUUUAUUGCAGAAAAAACAGAGGAUACACUUAAAAUGUUGGGUUGUUUUAACCCAUAAUUGGGUCAUAUAUAGACAAACCCAACAGCUGAGCUCAUUUCAGCC